CUAGGAACACCUCUGGACAGCUGGAUCCUGAGGAGCAGCUUCAGGGAUUUAUCCCCUAGCUCCUGCCGCCAUGAAAACCAUCAUAGCAGCCUGCUCCCAGAACCUCAGUGGCAGCCGGGCCAGCAUCCAGGCUGCCCUGAGGACGCUGCUGGCCGUGCCCUGGCCCUCGAAACGCGACAUCGCCUCUGCCCUCCAGCUGCUGGCCGUGCUGCAGUGGGUGCUCAGCUUCCUGCUGCUGGGAAUCGUCAGCCUCGUGCUCCUCAUCUACCUGCUGUUCACCAGCCUCUGGCUCAUCCCCGUGCUCUACCUGGCCUGGAUCAUCUUCGACUGGGACACGCCGGAGAAAGGUGGCAGGAGGCUGUCGUGCCUGCGGCGAUGGACCGUGUGGAAGCACUUUCGGGAUUAUUUCCCGGUGAAGCUGGUGAAGACCCACGACCUGUCCCCCAGCCACAACUACAUCAUCGGCUCGCACCCCCACGGCAUCCUCUGCGUCGGCGCCUUCUGCAACUUCAUCACGGGCUCCACGGGCUUCGAGGAGCUCUUCCCGGGCAUCCGCUCCUUCCUCACCACGCUGGCCGGAAAUUUCCGCCUGCCCGUGUUUCGGGAGUACCUGAUGAGUGGGGGGCUGUUCCCGGUGACCCGCCGCGCCAUCGGGUACCUGCUGUCGCAGAAGGGCACCGGCAACGCGGUGGCCAUCGUCAUCGGCGGCGCGGCCGAGUCGCUGUCCUGCCGGCCCGGAGUCACCACGCUCAUCCUCAGGAACCGCAAGGGCUUCGUGCGCAUGGCCCUGCGCCACGGGGCCUUCCUCGUGCCCUCCUUCUCCUUUGGGGAGAACGACCUCUUCCGCCAGGUGGUCUUUGAGGAGGGCUCCUGGAUGAGGAGCAUCCAGCGGCGCUUCCAGAAGAUGAUCGGCUUCGCUCCCUGCCUCUUCUACGGCCGCGGCCUCACCUCGUGCCGCUCCCGCGGCUUCCUGCCCUACGCCAGGCCCAUCACCACCGUGGUGGGGGAGCCGCUGGCGGUGCCCAAGGUGGAGAACCCGAGCCGGGAGCUGGUGGACCGGUACCACGAGCUCUACAUCCGCGCCCUGCUCAAGCUCUUCAACGAGAACAAGACCAAGUACGGGCUGUCCGAGUCAGACGAGCUGCACAUCCUCUGAGCGCCACCGGCACCGGCCCCCUCCUGGCUCAUCAGGGCUCUUGCAGGGGGAGUUUCAGCCAGCCUGGCAUGGGGACGUGCAGGGGACAGUCCCCACUCUGGCCUUCUGUUCCUCCAAACAGAAGGAGAGGGGGAAGCGAGGGGAGGAUUGGGAAAGGCUCCCCCUUGCAAGGGGUUUUGGGAGGGCUGUGGGUGACACAGCUGUUCCCUGCAGGGGGCUGGUGUGGGGCUGGGGCCAGCCAUGGGCACGGUCCCCUGGGAUAACCAGGUCACCACAAGCUGAGGGAGGGGUGUCAUGGGAGGAGGGAUUGACAUGGGGUUUGUGGGGUGGCAUCCUGAUCACCAGAGGGACCAGCCUGGGGCACAGCCCGCGCUGGGGUGGGGGGGGGACACUCCUGGACUUGGGGACCUGUGGAUGUGGCCUGAGCCAGGACCAUGUGGCCCCAGACGAGCCUUUCCUGCCAUCUCCGUGCCCAAUACAGAUUUUGAACCUCCCAGUGCCUGUCUGUGUGUGUUCCAGAGGUUGGGAUUGGCAGCACGGUGGCAGUACCCCUGCACUGCCCAUCUGAGUGCCCUUGCCACCCAGCAUGUCCCCUCCCUAGCAGUCCCACCUCCAGCUGGGGCAGUGUUUGGCAGGGCCCUUGCACCACUCAGGUGCAGCCAAGCAGCUCCCAGGUGCACCUGAGCCACGUUGGAUGUAAUGGGAGGUGAGGGGCAGCUCUUACUGGUUUAACUGGGCUCAGGAGGGAUGCCUCCUGCUCUCUCUGCUCUUGGUUCAGUGGUGAGUGAGGGUGUCUCUGGGUGGGAGAGGGGUGUGGGGCUGGGAUGGGCCAUUCCUGGGCCAUCUCCUUCCCCUGGGCAGCUCUUGUGGGAUGUGGCUCUGUGUGACUGGUGUGGUGGCUGGGUGUGACACUCCAGUGACACUCAGGCACCCCUUUCUUAGGCAUGUGCUGGAAGAACUUACAGGGACUGGUGGGGACAGGGACUCCUGGGCUUCUUGGAACGGGGACAGCCCUGUCCCUGUCCCAUUCCUGCCAGGCUGGCGUGGGAGAGUCAACAGCACUGAUACCAAUCUCAGCGCGCUGCUCUGCGCAGGCACUUGGUCAAACAAAGGGCUGGGUAAACAUUUGAGGAGCAAACACCCAUAAAGGGAAAUUCCCAAGAACCUUCCUGUCACCACAGCAGCUCCAGCUCAUCCCUGCAGACUGCCCCAGUGGAUUUUCUCUGGGGUGAGGAUGAUUGUCUUGUCCCUCUUCCUUAUGCUGCAGGGAGAAACAGGCCCGAGAGUAGAGAGGGGAAGGGGCUUUAUUGGGGGGCAAUAUAUGGGCAGCAAUUGCCCCAGGCCAUGUCCCUCCCCCUCUGCCAAGGCCAGCAGUGUCACAGGGACAUCUCUGAGAACCCGCCCAGUGUGGGCUCUGUCCCCAGGUUCAGUCUGGUCCCUGCAUGUCACCACUGAGUCACCUGGAAGAGCUGUGCCUGCCCAGGGAGGCACCAGCGUCCUUUCUCUUUAGUGACUCGUGUCCUUUCUCUUUAGUGACUCGUGUCCUUUCUC
Messenger RNA from Passer domesticus (house sparrow), 2707 nucleotides. RefSeq names its product diacylglycerol O-acyltransferase 2-like. The coding region runs from base 71 to 1156 and encodes 361 amino acids. The record is from RefSeq and is a predicted model, not a curated record. The transcript is spliced from 9 exons. NCBI's taxonomy places the organism in Eukaryota, Metazoa, Chordata, Aves, Passeriformes, Passeridae. Gene Ontology annotation, cellular component: endoplasmic reticulum membrane.